Molecule: messenger RNA, 4741 nt
Organism: Lethenteron reissneri (Far Eastern brook lamprey)
Lineage: Eukaryota; Metazoa; Chordata; Hyperoartia; Petromyzontiformes; Petromyzontidae
Product: SERTA domain-containing protein 2-like
Cellular component (GO): nucleus
Molecular function (GO): transcription regulator activity
Source: RefSeq, a predicted model, not a curated record
CAACCGGGGAGGACGCACGUCACUGGCCACUCGGUCGCCCCGGGAUUCCCCCCCACCAUCAUCAUCACCACCACCACAUCACCACCAUCAUCACCAACACCACAUCACCACCAACACCACCACAUCACCACCAUCACCACCACAUCACCAACACCACCACAUCACCACCACCACCACAUCACCACAUCACCACCACACCACAUCAUCACCACCACCACAUCACCACCACACCACCACCACAUCACCACCACCACAUCACCACCACCACCACACCACAUCAUCACCACACCACCACCACAUCACCACCACCACCACACCACCACCACCACAUCACCAUCCCCGCCGGCUUGGCGUGAAGCUCGCCCGAGCUCCUUCAGCAGAAGCGACGACUCCGGCGCCAACGCGGCUGCCGCACAGACCUGCGAACAGGCAGGCCAUCGAGGCAAAGCUGCUGAGCCGCUUUGCCAAACGCAAGCGCGCCGGGGACUCCUGGACCCGCGACGAUCGCGGCCCGGGCCCCGCGGCGAUGACGACAUCGGCAGCGGAUGACGACGACGACAACGACGACAACGAGAUGGAGAACACCGAGGCGAUGGAGGAGGAGGAAGAGGAGUGGUGGACGGUGGGCGAGGACUGGGCCGAGCAAGAGAGCCCCCCCCCGAAGCGGUGUCGCUUUGGGGGCGGCAGCGGCAGUGGGGGGGACCGCCCCCCGGACUCGGAGCUGAUGCAGGGCGCCCUGUGCCUGUCGAUCGCCAAGAUGAACGCGUACCGCGCCCACCGCGAGCCCUGCCUCCGGCGCUCGGUGCUCGUAGCCAACAUGACGCACCGGCUGAAGAAGGACAUGCGUGCCAAACGGCGGAGGCGCCGCUGUGCCGUGACGGCGCCGACGGCGACGACGACGCCGGCGCAGUUCCUCGACGCGAGAGUGACGACACCGCCGAUCGACCUCGCGACCCGCGGGCCGCUCGUGCCCGACACUCCGUCGAGGGCUGCGCCUGCCGAGAUUGAUGCCGCGGCAGCCGUGCGGUCACCGGCGCCGUGGAGCGGUGGCGAAGAGUCGCGGCGCGGCGCGUCGGCGGCGGCGGCAGCUGCGUCCGCUGCAGCGCCAGCAGAAGCGGCGGCACCUUUCGCGUGGCCUACAGAAGAGCUCUUCUGGAAGCCAAGUUGCAGCUGGGACGAGGGCACGGAGCUGUCGACGGUGUCGCUGACAGAUUCCCUGCUGCAGGCGGCCGGGCUCAGCGGCCCUGAUCCCACGUACCUCGCCAUGGACCUCUCGCACACGCUCGACGACAUCUUUGCCGAGAUCGACACGGCGCUCUACGACUUUGACCUCUUCUCUCCGGGAGUGCUCGCGAGCUGCGCCGCUGGCAGCACCGGCGAUGGCGGCGCAGCGCCGGUCUUGGCGGGCGGUUACGGCGGCGGAGAAAGCGAUGGAAGCGGAGACCCGUGGCUGCGGUGCUUCCCGGUGGCGUGUGGCAGCGAGGCGUCGGGGACGCCCGCAUCACAGUGGAAAGCGGAGCUCUCCGAUUUGGAACACAUCAUGGAGGUGCUCGUGGGGUCAUGACACCAGGCACAGGAGUUGUGACCCCCAGGCCCAAUAAGUUCCGUCUUAUUUAUUAAAUAUGGAAGGUGUACUUUUUGCAGAAGAGAAACCCGAACCAUUGACGGAAAACGCAGACGUUUGUGUGCGCGCGCCUGAAAUGCGUUUUUUUAUUUUAUUGUUUUGUUACCGUAAACGUCGUUAUUUUAAACCUACAAAGGCAAACGUAGGUAGACACUUUUAAACGGUGGCGCGAGAUGAUGGAACCUCAAGCAACGGAACUGAAGCCUGACCCAACAUGCAACAGCACAACUUACUCCAUUGCCAUGUGAUGUCAACAAUGAGUUUUAAUACACAAACCCCAAACUUGACGACAAAUGCACUCGGGGCCGGCUUGUCAAGGGUUUAGCCGACACGAGCCGGGCUGUUGGGCCGAAGUGUUGGCAGCAUUGCUGUCUUGUAACCCCCUCUCGCUGAAAAUAUUCCCCGUUGCCGCGUGCGUCUGCAAUGCACGCUAAUUUCGACUGUCAAAGAAACGCCAGUCUCAACAGAUUUUAUUGUUUGCGUGCACGAUACACGAUGUUACCUUCAGGGAAAAGGUAGAGGAGUCGAGCGCGAUAACAACGAUGCGAAGAAUAUUACACUAAAAUCUCGAAUAUUGAGUUGAAUUGUAGCCCCCGAAUUUUAAAGAUUCUUUGCGGACCUGUGGGAGUGCGAAUCGCUCCACGCCUUCUUGCGGACCUGCUUGUGGACCUGCUUGUGGGAGUGCGAAUCGCUCCACGCCUAGGUCACACAGUUGGCAAGGGAUUCAUCUUUUGCUGAAAUUUUUUUCUGGGGUCCUCCAGAGGACUAGAUUAAACCAGCGGGGGUGGCACGUGGUUAGCAAUAGUAGCCGUAGCCAGACGUGUGUCUGUAGGUAUAUAUUCUGGGUGUGGUGUGCCAGGGUACCGAAAUGUUUUCUGGGUCGCCAACCUGAACCCUGGUCACGCACGGACGUGCACACAUGGUAACCCGUGUUCAUCGUCCUUGCACGGGUUCGACAAAUGAACUGCAAGGGGUGCCAAUGCCACCCGACUGAAAGUUUCCUGGAACCGUUGCCCGUGUGCGUGUUCACGCCGGCUGAGUGGGUGGGGGGCGUACUUACCCCCCCCCCCCCGCCCGAUGAAGAGUGACUUUAACAGCCGGAAUGUUGAUCAAAAUAUGUAUUUAUACCGGAGGAAUCGGAUGAGCGAUAAGGCUCUUUUUUCACUGAUGUCCAGUAGAUUUGUAUAGUCCUGACCAAGAAUGUAGUCGUGGUUGUGGGUGGAUCUGGAGCGCAAAGGGGAAGGGAAGUGGGGCGAGUAGUUUUUGUGGUUGGUGGUAAAAACAUCAGCACGACAGCGAUUAAUUUAAUUGUCUUGAAUUGAAGCUUUCAUGACUGCAGGAAUCCAUACUCUUUGGUUAUUUCGGUAAAGUCACGUAGGUAGAAAAAAUAAUAGAUCACGACGUUUCGAUCGCAACGCAACCAAUCGUCGUCAGGCGGAAGAAAGAGGAGGUAAGCUGCUGAUGCAGGCUGCUUGUAAAGGUUAGAGAUUUGCGUAGCCCCAGAGUCAUAAACGAAGUGGGGGGGGGGGGGGGGGCUAGUGAUGUUAAAAUGAGACAUUUGCAUGUAAAUGUACUGUGUAAAUGUGAUUGGCAUGUCAAUGUAAGCUCGCAGCGCGUCGUCUACCUACCUGAUGUUUCAUUAAUUAAAACAAAAAUUCCAAAUUUAGAACCCAGUCAUAACUCGGUUAUUGGCAGCUGUUUAACUGCAGCUAAGAGAUGUGGUUCCCUGUCGAUGUGUAGGAGUUAAUCUACAGGUCUCGCGGCAAAACAAGUGUUCCCGCCAUGCGUGCUUUGCGUUUUGGUAUAAAACUGAACUGAAUUAAAAUGGCGACCAAGCCACCACAUUCCUCUGGCUGCUAAUCCAAUGCCGUGGUGAGAGCAGCUAUGAGGUCAUCUACCAUUAUAAUGGUUUAUCUAACAGGCCUUGGUGUGGCCAGGUUGCCAUGGGCCAUUCAUGCAAAGAGUGAAAUGUGGGGCCUCCUGCAAUAUCUCACCCUCACCCCCCACCUCCUGACUACGUAGGCCGGAGCUUGGUGCUUCUGGUCCAGUUACACCUUCUGCACACUCGAAAGCUGCACCUCUGGUUCCCAAUAAUGAUAGUUUCACACGGGGCGGUUGGGAAGAGGACACAGCGAGGAGAUCUUGGGUCAACGGGAGUCUGAAAUUUCACUCCACUGUCGCCUCGAAGUAAAUUUGGCAUGGAACCCAUCAAUGGGAGCCAGGGCGAAGAUAACUGGGGGUAUGGACAGUUCUUUAUGCAGCUCAAUUUCCAAUCUGUCCCAUAGCCCCUUCUUGCGGCUCCUAAGUGGAUUAUUAUUUUGUUGAUGAUUACUGUCAACCCAAUGGUUUCACAGGUGUUAAGUAAAAUGCCAUCCAUCACACAUUUAGAAAAAGUGUAUACCCUUUUCAUGGGAUCUGUUAGCCCACUACCUUUUACGUAUUACAUUCGAAGCUAUGUUAAGAUGUGUAUUCUAAAAGCCAACAAAAAUGCAUUGUGUAUGUCUGAACAUAAUUUAGUAGUGUGUAUGCAUGUAAAGGUUGAUCCAUUUAUAGAUAUGGGGAGAUUCCAGAUAAAGCUAAAUUUUAUUUAAAAGCCUCUACUCGCGUCUCACCAGUUUCAACACACUUGAUAAAUUGUGUAACACCUCCACCCCCCCCCCCCUCUCUAAGAUACCGAGCCAUCACUUUCACAUUGCCCCUUGAGAAGCAGGAAGUAAGUGAUCAUCGUAAAUCAGUAAGGCGUCUUUAUAUUUGAAAAUAAGCGGACAAUGUCUCUUUCACAAACGUGUGCACAGAGCCUUCCGGGGGCGCAUAAUUUCGGCAGCAUUGAUACAAAAAUAGGCAAACUCUGGGCCAGUUUUGAUAAACAGUUGUCCCAUCAGCAGCAGAGUCGGGCUUGCUUGUGGUGACGCUGGUGAGCCAGAUCUUACAGGCAAGGGGCUCACUGUACGACGCAAAAUUCUAAAGCAAUCCAUAACUUGAAAUAAUCUUGAGCUUCGCUGUGGAGAACAAUCUUACUAAAUGUUCUCCACAACGACGCUGUCAUUUUGAGUUAUUAUCUAUAAAUGGAUCACCCUGUGUCGUGUGGAAUUGAGGACACAUUUUAAAGACUUUUUU